This is a messenger RNA of Anthonomus grandis grandis, 8531 nucleotides long. Its product is annotated as ankyrin repeat and SAM domain-containing protein 1A-like. The transcript has 22 exons. The coding region runs from base 298 to 4566 and encodes 1422 amino acids. NCBI's taxonomy places the organism in Eukaryota, Metazoa, Arthropoda, Insecta, Coleoptera, Curculionidae. Gene Ontology annotation, molecular function: protein binding. Gene Ontology annotation, cellular component: cytosol. The record is from RefSeq and is a predicted model, not a curated record.
AAUGUCAAGUCACCCUAAAAUGGCCGCCGUCUGAAAUUCCCGUUUUGGCGAAUCAAGUUUCAUGAAGCUGAUUUCAACUACCUUUGCCCGCCGACUACAAUAAAAAUCGAUAGCAUCCUUCAACGACGACCUCGACCGCGUCCGCUAGACACCGCGAGGGGCGCCACCGGCGAUCGACCUGUCAAACAGUUUCGGGAAUAUGGUGGUUGUAAUCAAUGAACGUAUAGUAGGUUUACUAUCGCGAGUAAAAUGUGCAAAAUGAAAAUACACAGUGAAUGAAUAAAAAAAUAAUUUACGAUGGGCAAGGAUCAGGAAUUGCUGGAGGCAGCCAGGAAGGGUAACACCGCCGUCGUCGAAAAGAUCCUGAGCCAGAGAGCCAAAAGGAGUGGUCCACUUGCAAGUUUAAGAAGAGGACCUGGUGCCAACGUCCAAGAUAGCAGCGGGUACUCUGCCCUUCACCAUGCCUCAUUAAAUGGACAUCCUAAUAUCGUCCGACUGCUUCUGGAACACGAUGCCUCGCCGAACAUCGUGGACAUCAAAGGCUCGUCGCCGCUCCACCUGGCCGCCUGGUCCGGUAACCUAGAAAUCGUCAAGUUGAUCUUGUCCGGACCCGCAAUUUGUAACGUCAAUCUAAUGACCAAAGACGAUGAAACUGCCCUACAUUGUGCAGCACAGUACGGCCACACAGCAGUUGUCAGUGUCCUGCUCGAACAUGCCUGUGAUCCUGGAAUAAGGAAUUGCAAAGGGGAAACGGCGUUGGAGUUAGCGGCUCAAUACGGAAGAUUGGAGACAGUAGAGCUGUUGGUGAGGACUGAUCCCAUGCUGAUACAAAGGACAACGCCUGACAUAGUGUUUCCCCAUACUCCUUUGCAUUUGGCAAGUAGAAAUGGUCACAAAGCUGUUGUCGAAGUGCUCCUACGCGCAGGUUUUAAUGUGAACAUGCGCACAAAAUCAGGCACAGCGCUUCACGAAGCCGCCCUCUGCGGCAAAGUCGAGGUAGUAAGAACCUUAUUAGAACAUGGAGUAAAUACCUCAAUCAGAGACAUCAAUAAUUAUACAGUGAUGGAUUUACUUAGUCAGUUUAAUAAUGCGCAAGCGGCUCAAGAGAUUAUCGGUUUGCUAAAGCGGCAUAAAAGAGGUCUUCCGUUGGUUGAUAGCGAUGGUGAGAGCAUAAACCAGCCAUUUCCCACUGUGCCAAAUACUGAUUCCGACUUGGGAAGUCCUUAUGAAAAUGUUAGGCCAUCCUCAAAAAACGCUAGGUCGGUGAUUACAGAUCCUUCGCCUAGCUCAUCGCCGCAUCGUUGGGAUUAUCAAAGGUUUGCUCGCCCCCCUGAAGGUUUCGAAGACAGGCGAGUCUCCGGAGUAUCAGAACUAUCCAUUUUUAAUAGUUCACGCUCGAUUAGUAGCAAUAAAAGUGGAUCUGGUAGUGCUUACAGAGAAGAUGAUUAUAUGGACAUGCGGCUGAACAGCCUUUUUAAUAGUACAAGAUCGAAUAGCAGCACCAAAACUGUAAACGGUAGUAGUAGAGAGCCAAAUGAUUACUUAAACCAACGGUUUAAUAGCAUGCCCACACGUUCUUCCCCUUUAAACAGUUCCUAUAGAAGUAUAUUUUCACGAUCUCAAAAUAUAAAUAAAGUGACUCCACUCGACGGAAUAAGCUUUGAGUUCACUGAGAAUCUUGAUGAACGGCGCAGUCGUCACUUAGACAUGUCUUCCUCUUUUAAUAUGGAUGAUAGCGGCUGUUGUAGUGUGGUGAACUCUGAAUCUUCUAGAGACUCUGACAAUAGCUACUAUCAAGUCCCUUCAGUUCCAAGACAGUUUAUGGACACCAGCGCCCAUUCGGAGGACUUGAGCAAUUAUUUGUCUUGUUCUAAUCGGGAAUUUGACCAAAUAUCGGUAUCUUCGGCCGCUUCCAGUCUCGGAUAUGGUAGGAGACCGGAUAGUGGCGGUAUGCCCCUUUAUAUCCCGAUGAAUAAAGGGGCGCAUAGUCCUGGAUCUGGGAGCAAAGUAUCUCCGACGCCUCCAAAAAAACCACCCAGACGAACAGUAAACAUCUCCCCCACCCACAUACAGCCGAUGUCCGCAUCUGUAGAUGGCGUAAGCAAUGGGGCAUACGAGUAUCUCUUUCUGGCACACAGUGGCACCCGUAGCCAAAAUAACCUUAACGAGUACGAGAAGGAGAACAGACGUGAUCGGCUCUCCCACGGGCACAGUAUGGACCAGUACGUCGAGAUGAACGUUUUUAAUAUCGCGUUGGAUGACGAUCCGAUCGAAAGACCAAGAAGUGAACUGCAAAGGGGCAAAAGUGAGGAUCUAGAUAAUCGGAAAAAGCCGGAACCGGUGGCUAUCACAAGCCUUUACGAGAACAUGUUGGUGAAACAGCAAAACCCCCGAAGGAAACUAAGACGUAACAAUGACGCCUAUGAAGAAUACACCUUUAAAAGGAAGGAAAGUGAUGCGGUAUCUAGCUCUUCUGCUCCAGAACAUACUUUUAUAUCCAGCGCGUAUAUUACCAUCACGGGAAACGGCGAUAAAGAGAAGAAAUCUAGAGAAGACCGGAAUAGUAAGGGUGAUAAUGGGUAUCCGUUGUCGCCCACCCAUUAUAACCAACCGCCGACCCCGGAACACCCUCCACCAUCGGCCAUGCAAGCAGAAUGUAUUAUUUAUGAUAAGAUUCGUCCGUUGAGUCAGGAAUAUAAAAGAAGAUCCAGAGAUAUGGAAACGGAGACAGAAGAAGAGUUUCUUCUUAUAGGAGAUCAUGAAUCGAUUUGUAGUUUUUCGAGCAGCGUAUCGCUGUCUGAUAGAAGUGUUGAUAAUAUUUUAGAAGAGUAUACUUCUGAUACACCAUACUCAGGUCUUAUAAAAGGUUCUGGUUCAGGAGUACUAGAAAGUCUAAAUAUGAAUAUCCCAGCGGUACGACCGAAAACGUUAAAAAAACUGAAACGAGUGUACGACAAUUCCGCCAGCGAGGAUUUAAAAAGCGAUAACGAAAUCUCGUCAAGUUCCGAAAAGGAAUCGGAUAAUAAGGAAAACAGGGAGAGUAAAGGGGGCGACCGUAUGUCCGCUCUAAGCCCGUUCGACGAACAGGAAGAGUGGGCUAAGAUCCAGGAAAUCAUGGCCUCUUUCGGCACAGGCCUCGUAAGGGAAUCAGUUUUCGUUGCCGAGCUGGAAAAGGAAUUUCAAAAUAGACUAAUGACCAUAUCGUGUUCGCAAAAUAGUUUGAGUAAUGUGUCCGAGGUGACUGUCGAGAAAUGGCUCGACGGUUUUGGCAUGAGGGAAUAUGCGGGACUGUUUAUGGCUAAUGGAUUUGAUGAUCUCGGGUUUUUGAACGGCGUGAUAGAAGAAAACGACUUAACAGACAUGGGCAUAUCAAGUAAAGACGACCGCACAAAAAUCCUAGAAGCAGUAAAACAAUUACCCUUAAAAAUUCACAAUCAAAUUGCGAAUUGUAAUAACAAUAACGAGCAAAACUUAGUAAAAGUGUGGUUAAAAAAAAUAAAUUUGGCCCAAUAUCAAGACACUUUCGACAAACAUCUCUACCACGACAUGGAACGAAUUAAAAGAAUCUGGGAUGUAGAGCUUUCAGCUGUCUUAGAUAUAGAAAAAGUCGGACACAGAAAGCGGAUAUUGGCUAGUGUGAGCAACGGAGACAAUAUAGUAACCGGACCAAAAAUGGAGGAUAUUAGUACCGAAUCUGUGUUAUUGAAAACUUCUAGUCAGCCGGGCACCGAAGUGCCUUCCCCCUCCACUCAAAGUACCCAUUCUACAUGCAGCAGUAAUACCGGUACUAUAAGGCAUAGGCAUAAGAAAUCUAGACCUGCACCGCAACCACCUGUGCAAAAACCCCAAGAGAAAAAAAAUUCAGAAAUAUUUGUUGGGGGUAGUAAUUCUAUUAAGAGCCAGUGGAGGCAUCAGCCAAUUUUGCUUAUAACUGGAUCUGUGAAAUAUUCUGCCAACUACUGGGGAUCAACGUCUAUUAAGGAGUUUAAGGGUACAGAAUCAACCAAGAAAUCUAUACAAAAAGUGGUUAAAUCCAAAGAACACUUCUUGGAAGAGAUAUUGCUUUCAAUAUCGUAUAAAGGGGUGAAAUUUAUAAACCCUUUGAAUCAGAACACCAUUUGUGAACAUGAAAUAGUUAAUAUGAAUUGCGCCUGUCAGGACACGGAUCACCAGGCAUAUUUCGCUUAUAUUACGAAAGAUAGUGAUUUGCACUAUUGUCAUGUAUUUCAGGCACAUAGUCCGGAACAUGCCACAGAAAUAAUACUAACAUUAGGACAAGCGUUCGAACUAGCAUACCAAAUGGCAUUACGAGACCACGUGACCAACAAGUGUAAAUCAAAAGCCGACCAAAACCGCGAACUAAAUAAACCUGCCGUUAGUCCUGGAUCGGUUUCGUCUCAUAGCAGGGACUUUAGGGACUCGACAAAGACAGCGGAUAUGAAACUGAAUGGACAUCCACUGAAAAUAAUGCCUCUUACCUUGUCUAUUGCGGCGGAACCGGGUGGUUCUUCUAAUACUCAGAACAAAACGCCCACUAGGGUAGUUACUGGUGACUUUUCAGCGUAAUAGAGUUUUUAUUUUGGGAUCAAUUUGUUACAUUAUUAUCCUUACUAUUUUGAGUUUUAUUAUAGGUUGUGCAAUAUGUAAUUUCCUAGCAGCAAAAACAAUUGUUAGUUAAUGUGAUUGCUGACUUAGUUAGGAAAUUGAAUGGCUUUUUUUGGCAUAAAUUUAAUGGAUAUGAUGACCAUUAAAAAAAAGCCUUUGUUUUACUAUAUAAUCGCACAAACAUAAUUUUUUUGUGAGAAAAAUAUAAACUAGCAUUUCUAUCCAUAAUAUAUUAUGCUUGUUAGAGUAUCGUAUUAGCAAAGUAUUUUAAACAUAUAAAAAGUAUACAUUUUUGUGAUAAAAAUUAAGCUUAAAUUGUUUUUUCCAUGCUUCGACUUUGUCGAUAUUGUCCUUUUGUUAUAUAUAUCAAGGAUAAAAAUAAUAAAUAAUAUUUUAAAGUAGUUUUAACAUUAAAAGAACAAUAAUAAUAAAUAUUAAUUGUCUAGAUAAGGGGCGAUUUUUGCAUUUUAAAAUCCUUAUUAAUUGACCUUUUUGUUUAAAAAAAAAAGCAAAAACAACAUUUGUGAAAAUGGCAACCAGAGGGUUUAUAACUCAGUGAUUAUGGGGAUAUAUAGUAGUUUUUUUGAGCCCAAUUAAUUUUUCAUAAAUACGUAAAGAUAUCAAAAAUCUUAUCUAGAUAAUACAAUAAUAUCAGCAUCAUUUAAAAUGUGCUUUAAAAUAUAAGAAAAAUUAUAUAAAAUAUGUAAAACAUAAUAUAAAAAAUAGACGUAUAUGUGUAGCCUAAAUUAAUUUAACUAUAAACUUGGACUAAAACAUUGACAAAUUAAUUAAACACUUCAUUUUCCCACUUAAUUCUCGGUCCAAGUGAAACUAUUGUUGCUCUAACUGCCAAAUUUUUUAUAUUAUACUCAAUAUAGCUUCUUUCCUCUUCUGAUUAUUGUACAUAGAAGCAGUGCGAUGGCAAAGUAGACACCAAUUUUUUGAUAUACUUAGGUUUUCAUACCGUUUACUCAAAAUGAUAUUGACGUGCUCAACACAUUUUAUAAUAGGGAGCAAUACAAACCAUAUAAGUAGCGUUUAAUAAAUUAUUAUAUAAUAAUGCUUAAAAGAAUAUUUUCGUGAUAAUUAUUUAAAUUAUUUAUUAGAAUUAUACCAUCCAAUAUUAGUGCGGGAGCUUAAUGUAAAAAAAUCGAUCGCUAGUAUUCGUUAAACGGUUUUGAUAUAAAUUAAUAUUUUUUUCGUUUAAAAUUUCAAUAAAUACUUUAAGCUUUACUAGAUUCUUAAGCGAAACUAUUUAUUUUCCAAUUAUUAAUUUUUGUUAUUAUCCAUCGAAACAAAGUGUGGAAAAUCAAUUAAAAAAUUCAUUGAAAUAUCGUCCAUUUUCAUAAAUUUAAUGUGAAGUACCUUUAAAUGACCGCUAUUUUUACAUAAAGAGAUUUAGUUGUGUAUCAAAUUUUAUAAACAAAAAAAGGGUGUGAAAGGUUUAAAUCUUUAACCCAUUUUUCCAGUUAAAUGAAAGUCAGGGACGUAUUUUUAUGUUGUUGGGUGGGGUUGGGUUGGUAAUUAGUUUGUAAUUAAUAAUUAAAACACUUUUUCCAGAAUUUUAAAUAAUUUAGUAUUCCAAUUAUCAACUUUUUCUAUUUUCGAUUGUUCAAUGGAACGAUAAUCAAAUUUUCGUUUUGUCAAAAACAUGGAAUCAUCAUUAGAUGGACAAUUUGAUACGAAUCAUUAAAUUCAGCGAACAAGUAAAUGCGGAAAAUUAAUUUAAAAAAUCCUGGAUUAUCCGUUAAUUUUCCAUGAAUGUAAUAAAAUUUACUUUCCAUGAAAAUUUACUUACCUUUCUUUUUAUAGGGUUUGUCAACCGCUAUAUGUCAACUCAAAUUUUUGAAGGUAGGCCUAAAUUUGAAUUUGAAGGGUAGGCCUGGGUCUAAAGCUAAAAAUAUUGUUACAUUACAUAACAUACAUAACUAUCCAAAAAAUAUUAAGCCCAAAACAAAAUUUGCGGAUCGAGUAGGAUACGAAUGUAUCCAAGAACAAAAUAUUGCCUUAAAAAUAACUUUGAAAAAACACAGUUCAUCAAUCUCUGAAGCGAACUAUUUGGAAAGCUUACCUAGAAGCUGAUCUACUGUGCGCCCCAUAUAGGAACGCAUGCGCAGUUUUCUCACAAGUGGGGUGCGCUUGUAUCCCACGCGAGUACUGCAAGCUUGAUAGACAUUCCUUCGGCUUUACUACUCGAGAUAUCAGAAUGUCGUCACAAAAAUGAGUUGAAGCAAUCGCAGCCGGAUUUGCCUUUUUCUUUAUUAAACGUAUAUUGUAAUUCUUUGGCAAGUUCAAAAGCUUAUAUUCUGAUGGACAUCCGAUCUGGUGCAAAUCCAAAUGUUUGCAAUUUUUUUUAUGUUGCACUAUUUUUAAUUCUGCUUCUUCUCUCAACGUUGAUAACGGACCUAGUCCCUCUUAGUCCUUUCUUUUAGAAUUGUUUUUAAAAGUCCAAAUUGUCUCGCGGUUAUGCUUACACGCAUUGUAUGAUUUUGUACACAUUUCAUUGCAUUUCUUAAAUAAUCGAUCGGCUCUUUUUGUAUUUUUCUUUUUGUAAAUCGUGGGCUAUAUUUUAUACUAUGAUAAGAAGAUGUUGUGUCUAGUGCAAAUAGUUUUUUGAUGUAGAGUUAGUGGAAAUUUGGACAGGCUAUUAUUAUUAAUUUCGACUACAUCAAUUACUGGUUUCUGUGGUCUCUCCUGUAUUAAUGUAAUCGUACUCUACCAAACUUAUAACAGAGAGCGACCACCUUGUUAACCGGAGGAAAAAUUAUAAAUGUAUAGAUUUUUGAGAUUAUGUUAAUUUAUGAAUAUUUAACAGAUUAAAAAAAAAACCUGCCUUUAGAAUAUUAGCAACACAGUAUAUGAGUUAAAAAAAAAAUUAAGGUAGCGCAUUUUUUUAGCCUAAUUAAUAAAAUUAAACUUUUGUCUUGGGCCGUGUUUACGUAUUCGAUGAUACAAGGCCCAAUAAUUUUAUUAAGUAUGUGAGUAGCGGAGCCAUCUAUUGCUUUGUUAUUUACUUAUCAGAACUAGUCGGUCUACCCCAGAAAUAUCCUAAGAACAUAUUUAGUAUACAAUACGUAUAAUAUUUACAACUUUUGGCAAAUAUUGCACAUUAUGGUAACACCGGUUUCUGCAUGGAUGUAUUUUCAAUAUAACCGUUGACCGUACUUUUGAGGAGCCGUAGUUUGCCAUGAUAGCAUUGUUGCCAAAUAGUUCACAAAAUAUUUAAGGUCUUGGAUUUUUGAGCUAUAACUUUUUUUUAUUUAUUUUAAAAUUAAUUAAAAUGUCAAAAUUCCUUUGGCCUUUAAUAUAAAUCAAUUUUUGAAUAAAGAAAUUACUGUCUUCUAACUGACAUGAUCCAGCGAUCGAUCUAAAUGUUUACAAUAUGCACCCGGACUAUAUGUUCAAAAAAAUAUAUUAACAAAUUUUUAUUUUGUGUCAAUUGUGUAUAGCAAUUAACUUUGAAAAAAAAUAUAUGUGUGAAUAAAUGUUUAGUCAUGAUUAUUAGGAGCUUCAAAGUUUAUUAUUAGCAGGGUCAAAAAUUGCAUAUUAUUAGAUUCUCAAGAUUAUAUAAUAAAAAUUAAUUAAUUUAUGUAUAAAGCACUUUUAAUUAUGCAAAUAAUUUAAUCAUAUUUUAAAUGUAAUAAUAAUAAUACUAAUACGUAAUGCAUACCUACGUUGAUAUUGUUACGAUAAGGCUCAUCAAGUGUACUAUUAAGUUGUUUUUAUUAUAGAAUUAGCUACUUGAAUUCAUGUUUUCAUAUUUUUUUCCUUAAAUUAAGGCCACUUAAAAUAAUUUGAAGAGUCGAUUAGGUCGUCAGCCUCUUAAAGCUGAUGAAGGUUAUUAAUCAUUUACAUCACCCUGUUCUUAUCUUUAUUUAUUUUUAUCUGUCGUAUUUAUGAUUUCUAAAUAUAAAAUUUUAAAAAUC